Messenger RNA from Guillardia theta CCMP2712, 1698 nucleotides. RefSeq lists its product as hypothetical. Gene Ontology annotation, biological process: lipid metabolic process. The record is from RefSeq and is a predicted model, not a curated record. The coding region runs from base 1 to 1698 and encodes 565 amino acids. NCBI's taxonomy places the organism in Eukaryota, Cryptophyceae, Pyrenomonadales, Geminigeraceae. Gene Ontology annotation, molecular function: triacylglycerol lipase activity. The transcript is spliced from 13 exons.
AUGAAUACAAACCCAGAGCUGAGGAGUCAAAUCUCUUCCAGCAGCGAACUGUCAGAGGCAGAAUGCACUCAGAGCAAACUGCACUGCUAUCACACUCUGCAGACCGCAAGGCAGUACGAGGAUUGGCUGCAGGCGGCCGAACUGCUUGAUGGGCUUGAAGGGAGCCAUGCAUGGAAGGCAGAUGCUAAGUCGUCGUACUACGACCACACCCUGAUCCGAGAGAGACUGAGACAGCUGCAGCUCCUAGAAGCGAACGAGGACUUCGAAAGCAUCGUGUCGUGGCUCCGCUCGGGCCUGCAGAGGAACUUUGUGGGGAUAGGAAACCAGUCGUUGUACGAGUACUCGCAUUUGGGAACGAAGCUUCUCAUCGAGAAGCAUCAGCGAGAACUGAUCCGGAUGAUGUACUCGGUAGCUAACGCGAGGGACGACCUCAUCUCCGUAGAGGCUCGCCUUGCCUUCUUCACCGAGUCCCGGCAUGCGCUCGGGAAGACUUCGCUGCUCCUCUCGGGUGGGCUGCGGUACGGCAUGUACCACUUCGGAGUGGUGAAGGCCCUCUACGAACAUGGCCUGCUGCCCCGCAUCAUCUCAGGCUCGAGCUUCGGAGCUGUUGUGACGGCGCUCGUAGGGAUAAGCAACAUCGACGAGCUCGAGACCAUGUUCCUUGACCUCGGUGAGUCGGCGAUGAGUCAGAGCCCGGAUUUUCCUCCUGGGUCCCUGUACGGGAAGAUGCGGCUGCUGGUGCAGGAGGAGUCGAGAUGGGACAGCGAUGGUCUGGAGAGGUUCCUGAUCCACCUGCUGGGGGAUGUCACCUUCCACGAGGCGUACGAGAGGACGGGGAGGAUUGUCAACGUCGUCGUGCCCCCCGAGAGCAACUUCGAGAAGUCCCGCCUCCUUAACUACCUUACAUCCCCUAACGUGCUCCUCUGGAGCGCAGUAGCUGCCUCCUGUUUCCCCUUGAGCCGACCUGGGAAGUGCCUGGUUGUCAAGGACCCAGACGGGAGCUGUGCGAGGUCAUGGGGGAACUCCGAUCCCACUCGGAGCAACUCCCGGGGGGAUAGAGAGCAAGCGCAUGCUCUGAGCCUGAACUCGGACCUUUCGAUCAAUCGGCUGCAGGAGCUUUUCAACGUGAACUUCUUCAUCGUUUCCCAGACGAACUUCCAUGCCAUCCCCUUCAUCCAGCGAUCGCAGAAGCAGGUCAAGAUAGACUGCAAGGGAGCAAAGAAAGGCUUGAUCUCCAGGAUCUCUUCGACAGUCGGGUACCUCGUGCAAUCCGAAGUCCUUCACCGAUGCGAACAAGCGAUCUCUCUGGGAAUCGCCCCGAAGCUCCUGAAGCAGACCAUUGAGCAGAAAUACGUUGGCGACGUCACCAUCGCCCCUCCAGUCAGCCUGGAGACCUUCAAGGGAUACUGGUGGACGCCGACCGACUCUGCGAUGGCAGAGAGCAUGCUGCAAGGGGAGAGGCAAACCUGGACCAACUUGUCGCAGAUCCGCGAUCAGUGUGAGGUUGAGCUGGUGCUUGACAACUGCGUGAGGCAUCUUGCGUUGCUAGUGCACAACAACGCCAAGUUGACAGGAAGCGCGUGGGAGACGCGAGCCAACAGCGAGGGAGGCAAGAGAAAGCCCAAGACAACUUGGAAGGACUCGGAUCCCCUGCUAAAAUCCUGCGAUGCCAAGAUGAACCUAGCUCUCUACGCGUAG